AUGACAGUCAUGCCCACCCAAGCACAACUCAUUCAAGAUUUUGAGAAGCUCAACAUAGAUGUGGUGCCAAACGAAGAGUCAACAUUCAUCGCAACUCUAGUGAUCCAACCACUAAUAAAGGACAGAUUUAGAGAGGCACAAGAGAAUGACCCAAUGUUGGCAGAGCUUAAGGAAAAGGUUAAGCGAGGAGAAGCUCCCAACUUUCAUAUAACUGAUGAUGAUAUUCUAAGGCAUAAAAUCUUUCAGUUAUGUGUGCCCAAUGAUGAUGAGCUAAAGAGAGAUAUCCUAGAAGAAGCCCAUCACAUGUUUAUGGUACAACCCAGUAGCACCAAGAUGUAUCAGGAUGAAGAAAAAGUAUUGGUGGAACAACAUGAAGAGGGAUGUUGCAAGCCAGCAGGACUCCUUCAGCUACUUCACGUUCUAGAGUGGAAAUGGGAUGAAGUUGCUAUGGACUUCGCGGUUGCUCUACCAAGGGCACCAAGUGGACAAGACACCAUCUGGGUGGUGAUCGACAGACUUACAAAAAGCGCUCACUUUAUUCCUUUAAAGAUCACAGAUUCAAUGCAGAAGUUGGCAGAACUCUACAUCAAAGAGAUAGUUAAAUUGCAUGGCAUACCAGCUGUUAUAGUCUCUGACCAAGACCCUUGA
Alnus glutinosa is the source of this 648-nucleotide messenger RNA. RefSeq lists its product as uncharacterized. The transcript has 2 exons. NCBI's taxonomy places the organism in Eukaryota, Viridiplantae, Streptophyta, Magnoliopsida, Fagales, Betulaceae. Gene Ontology annotation, molecular function: nucleic acid binding. The record is from RefSeq and is a predicted model, not a curated record. The coding region runs from base 1 to 648 and encodes 215 amino acids.